This is a messenger RNA of Kwoniella botswanensis, 4056 nucleotides long. RefSeq lists its product as uncharacterized. The transcript has 28 exons. Bases 1 to 4056 code for a protein of 1351 amino acids. NCBI's taxonomy places the organism in Eukaryota, Fungi, Basidiomycota, Tremellomycetes, Tremellales, Cryptococcaceae. Gene Ontology annotation, biological process: chromosome organization involved in meiotic cell cycle; telomere maintenance via recombination; telomere maintenance via telomerase. Gene Ontology annotation, cellular component: Mre11 complex; nucleus; condensed nuclear chromosome. The record is from RefSeq and is a predicted model, not a curated record. Gene Ontology annotation, molecular function: G-quadruplex DNA binding; single-stranded telomeric DNA binding; ATP hydrolysis activity.
AUGAUCCAGAGUCUCGUUCUUCCUCUUUCCUCUUCCAUACCUGCAAGAGUUCAUACCGGAACGUUUCAUCCUCAACUCUCAUCCCCCAGCUUCGCUGGUCAACUUUCAUCAACCAACAUGGCUUCCCUCAACAAGCUUGCCAUUCGAGGUAUCCGAUCAUUUGACGACAAACAUGUGCAGGUCAUAGAGUUCUACUCACCAUUGACGGUGAUAGUAGGUCAUAAUGGAAGUGGGAAGACUACGAUUAUUGAAUGUCUCAAAUACGCUACAACCGGUGAUAUGCCGCCAAAUACCAAAGGGGGAGCUUUCGUUCAUGAUCCCAAAAUGGCUAACGAGAAAGAGGUCAAAGCUCAAGUCAGACUGAGAUUCUGGAAUGUCAAUAGACAGAGAAUGACAGUGACGAGAAACCUUCAAGUGACAACUAAGAAAACGGGUGCAUUGACUAUGAAAACUCUGGAAGGUAUCUUAGCUAAAACUGAUCCAGACGGUGGUGAAGGAAAGAGAAAUACAAUAUCAACGAAAUGUUCAGAGAUGGACGAAGAAGUGCCAUUAUUAUUAGGUGUAUCGAAGUCGAUAUUGGAAAAUGUAAUUUUCUGUCAUCAGGAGGAAUCGAAUUGGCCUUUAUCUGAGCCUGCUGCCUUGAAGAAGAAAUUUGACGAUAUAUUCGAAGCUACAAAAUAUACCAAAGCUCUGGAUAAUAUCAAAGCUCUUAGGAAAGAAAGAACAGCCGAGCUGAAAGUUGAUAAGGAAAGAUUGAAGUUCCUCAAAUCGGAUAAGGACAAGGCUGAGCGAAUGCGAAAAGACCUUCAAGAUGCUAUCAACCAAGAGAACUCCAAGCAAACUCAGCUAGAAAACCUUAAAGAACAGCUAGAGCGCAUCAAAGGUCGUAAUGCCGAUUUUUACAAUGAAGCAAGAGAGUUCAGAGAGAUUUUCGAAAGAUCUGAAUCCCUUAAAGACAAGAAGAAGAUGUAUGAAGAGAACAGACAACAUGCUCUCAACACCAUGAACGUGAUGAAUGAAAGUACUGAGGAGUUGCAACAUAUGCUGAACAACUUCGAUGCCCAUCUGCGAUCCAUCGAAAGUAAGAGAGCUACCCAAGAAUCUCUCAAGGAGAAAGAGGAGGGCAUACUUGAAGACCUGAGAAAUAAGGAAAGAAGUCUGGCUAGCAAACAAGGUGGUCUGCUUGCUAAUCGAAGGAUGUACGAGAAGAACCUUCGUGAACGAGAAGCUGUCAUCAGAGAAGUUGCCAAAACUCAUGAUUUCCCGGGAUACGAUUAUUCACCCUUGGAAGAUCACAAGAUCAUGGAGUUUGUCGAGAAGAUGCAUGAAUUGGUGAGAAAAGCUGAGAAUGAUCUGAAGAAGCUUCAGGCUGAGAACUCGCGCAAAGAACGAGAAUUGCAAGCUGAACUCGAUAAGCUAUCUAACAGCAAAGCAUCUGCUUUAGCUACCAAGCGAAGUAAACAAGAACAGAUCGCAAAGCUCAACGACAAAAUCCGAUCAUCUGAAGCAUCAUUCGACUCCAUCACAUCGCUUGACGCUGAGAUAUCGAUUCUCCAAGGGAAACUAACGGAGAACGAAGAGCAGAAAUCUCGAUUGGAGACUGAGAUCAGAGAAUCAAGAUAUGAUGAGCAAAUCAGAGAAAAGGCGAUGCUUGUCAGACAGAAAGAAGCUGAGAGAGAUAGAAUCAAUGCGGAAUUGUCGGCUUUGAAUAGACAAGCUGAUUCAAGAGCUCAAUUGACGAUUAAGAGAAAUGAAGUGGGCGGCAAGACCGCUCAGGUCGAUAGUAGUAUUGCAACACAUGCUACGAGGUUCAAAGAGCUUGUUGGAACUGAUAUUGACGCUGAAACGAUGGAGGAUAAGAUUGCCCUUGCCUCAGGGCGCAAAGACCGAGAGCUUCAAGAUGCUGAAGCCGCAUCUGCAGCCGUCAAUCGAAAUGUUUCCCAGUCACAGACUUCUCUUAACAUCGCAAAACAAACGCUCAAGUCGAAGAAAGAUGAACUAAGUCGUCUGGAAAAAUCCGUUCGAGAUGGUCUUGCCGCUGCUGAGACUGAGAAGACUACUGUCGAUGAAGCUGUUGAAGAAGCUAUGGAAGAGGUUGAUUAUCGCAGAAAUCAAAUCGCUAAUGCUCAACAGAACAAAGCGCUUUGGGAGAAGUUCGCUCAAGUAGCUAAGACGAAACACAAGUGUUAUGGAUGUGAUAGAGAAAUCUUACAUGACCAAGAACGAGUGAUCAAUCGUUAUGUACAAACCCGGAUUGAUUCAUACUCACCUGAAGGACUUAAAGAGUACAAGGAAGAGGAAGAGCAAUGGAACAGCGUCUUGCAGUCUCUACGAAAGCUUCAACCUUCAGUUGCACAAUGCGCGGAGUUGAGGGAGAACGUCAUCCCAUCGUUGGAGAAGCAGGUGCAAGAGGAGGCUGAAGCUUUGGAGAAAGCUCAAGAAGAGGUUGAGGAGGCCAAAACACAAGUCCAAAAGGCAAAAUUGGCGACACGAGAUUUACAAAAUCUCAAAUCCGCUGCUGCCUUAGUAUCGCGAACCAUAACCGAACUGAAAGAGCUCAAAUCUGAUAUAUCGAGGCUGGAAAGGGAUCUGGAAAGUACAGGAUCCCUUAAGACUGUUGAAGAGGUACAGAGAGAAGUCGAUCAAGUUACUAAUGAAAUUAAAACCCUCUCUCGAGAUCAACAGUCUCUCAAUGCCGAAAAGGAACUCAGGACAAACGCUCUUAGAAGUGCUGCAGAUGAUAUCAGUCGAAAGACUCUAAAGAUGGGAGAGCUGAGAUCGCAGCAGGAAAGACGAAUGAGAGAGGAACAAGCUUUGAAAGAGAUGAGAGAAGGUCUAGAAGGGUUGCAGGCUGAAUUAAAGGAUCUCGAUGCUGCUGCUCAGAAUGCCGAGGCACCCUGGAGGCAGAAGAAUGAAGCGCUCAAUAGGUACCGAGCUGAACGACAGAACUCGGAGAACGAUGCAAGUCUUCAAGUGGGAUUGUACCAAUCUAGUAUGAGUGAAGUGGAGGGUAAGCAUCGAGCAUGUCAAACGUAUAUUGCCGAGGGAAAUGAUCGACAGAUCCGAGAAGUGGAAGCUUCUCUCUCAGAUAUCAAACGAGAAAUAUCGGUAGCUCAAGAUGCGCGAACGACUAUCGAAUCUACGAUCGCAUCGUUAUCAUCUGAAUUAUCAAAAGCUGAAUCCCUCAAAGGAAAUAUCAGUAAUAAUCUGAAAUAUCGAGACGAUGGUAAAAGAGUGGCUGAAGUUCAGAAGGAAUUGGACAGUCUGGAUUUGGAGUCGGCCGCUAAGAGUAGGAAAGAGUUCAGUGAGAAGUAUAGGGAUAUGAUGGAUGAGGAGGAGGAAGUAGGUGGGAAGGUACAUUUGUAUUCUGGUCAAUUGUUGGCUAUGACUGAGAAUAGGAAGAAGACUGAGAAGACGCUCAAGAGCGAUUAUAAGGAUAUUGAUAAACAGUUCAAGGAUCAGUUGAUCAAGACGAAAGUCAGCGAACAUGCAAAUAAUGAUUUAGAGAAAUACGGAAAGGCAUUAGAUAAUGCUAUCCUGAAGUACCACUCGAUUAAAAUGGAUGAGAUCAACGACACUAUUGGGCAUUUAUGGAAUAAGACAUAUCAGGGAACAGAUAUCGAUGGUAUUCGAAUUGUAUCCGAUCACGAUGAGACAACCUCAACUUCGACUAGGAAAUCAUACAAUUAUCGAGUAGUCAUGGUCAAGAAUGAUGUUGAACUGGAUAUGAGAGGAAGAUGUUCGGCAGGUCAGAAGGUUCUGGCUAGUAUCAUCAUUAGAUUGGCAUUGGCAGAGAGUUUCGGUCAAGGAUGUGGUGUAUUAGCUUUGGAUGAACCCACAACGAAUCUUGAUCAGGAGAAUAUUAAUGCUUUAGCUGAAGCUCUAGCCGAGAUCAUCCGAGAGCGAAGGAAACAAGCCAAUUUCCAAUUGAUCGUUAUUACCCAUGAUGAAGGGUUCUUGCAGAGGUUGGCUGCUUAUGAUGUGGUAGACUUUUACUGGCGAGUAUCAAGGGAUGCUUCCCAGAAGAGUAUCUUGGAGAGACAGAGGGUUGCCUAG